Myotis lucifugus (little brown bat) is the source of this 3247-nucleotide messenger RNA. RefSeq names its product death associated protein kinase 1 (gene DAPK1). Gene Ontology annotation, molecular function: ATP binding; protein binding; protein serine/threonine kinase activity. The annotation marks the transcript as partial. The record is from RefSeq and is a predicted model, not a curated record. The transcript is spliced from 25 exons. Gene Ontology annotation, biological process: protein phosphorylation; positive regulation of apoptotic process; intracellular signal transduction. Gene Ontology annotation, cellular component: cytoplasm; nucleus. NCBI's taxonomy places the organism in Eukaryota, Metazoa, Chordata, Mammalia, Chiroptera, Vespertilionidae.
AUGAGAAGUGAAGAACCUGAAAGCGGGCAGUUUGCAGUGGUGAAGAAAUGCCGCGAGAAGAGCACGGGUCUGCAGUAUGCCGCCAAGUUCAUCAAGAAAAGGAGGACGAAAUCCAGCCGGCGGGGCGUGAGCCGCGAGGACAUCGAGCGCGAGGUCGGCAUCCUGAAGGAGAUCCAGCACCCCAACGUCAUCACCCUGCACGAGGUGUACGAGAACAAGACGGACGUCAUCCUGAUUCUGGAGCUUGUUGCAGGUGGCGAGCUGUUUGACUUCUUAGCUGAAAAGGAAUCUUUGACUGAAGAGGAAGCAACUGAAUUUCUCAAACAAAUUCUUAAUGGUGUUUACUACCUGCACUCCCUCCAGAUUGCCCACUUUGAUCUUAAGCCUGAAAACAUAAUGCUUUUGGAUAGAAAUGUUCCCAAACCUCGGAUCAAGAUCAUCGACUUUGGGCUGGCCCAUAAAAUUGACUUUGGAAAUGAAUUCAAAAACAUAUUUGGAACACCAGAAUUUGUUGCUCCUGAGAUAGUCAACUAUGAACCUCUUGGUCUCGAGGCAGAUAUGUGGAGUAUUGGAGUAAUCACCUAUAUUCUCCUAAGUGGGGCCUCGCCAUUUCUCGGAGACACUAAGCAAGAGACGUUAGCAAAUGUAUCCGCUGUCAACUACGAAUUUGAAGAAGAAUACUUCAGUAAUACCAGUGCCCUCGCCAAAGAUUUCAUAAGAAGACUGCUCGUCAAGGAUCCAAAGAAGAGAAUGACCAUUCAAGAUAGUUUGCAGCACCCCUGGAUCAAGCCUAAAGAUACCCAACAAGCACUUAGUAGAAAAGCAUCAGCAGUAAACAUGGAGAAAUUCAAGAAGUUUGCAGCCCGGAAAAAAUGGAAACAAUCAGUUCGCUUGAUAUCACUGUGCCAAAGAUUAUCCAGGUCGUUCUUGUCCAGAAGUAACAUGAGUGUUGCCAGAAGCGACGAUACUCUGGAUGAGGAAGACUCCUUUGUGAUGAAAGCCAUCAUCCAUGCCAUCAACGAUGACAAUGUCCCAGGCCUGCAGCACCUCCUGGGCUCAUUGUCCAACUAUGAUGUUAACCAACCCAACAAGCAUGGGACGCCUCCGUUACUUAUUGCUGCUGGCUGUGGGAACAUUCAAAUGCUACAGUUGCUUAUUAAAAGAGGCUCAAGAAUCGAUGUCCAGGAUAAGGGUGGAUCCAAUGCCAUCUACUGGGCCUCUCGGCACGGCCACGUGGACACCUUGAAAUUUCUCCAUGAGAACAAAUGCCCUUUGGAUGUUAAAGACAAGUCUGGAGAGACAGCCCUGCACGUGGCGGCUCGCUACGGCCACGCCGAUGUGGUUCAGUUACUGUGCAGCUUUGGCUCCAAUCCCAAUUUCCAGGACAAGGAAGAAGAAACCCCCCUGCACUGUGCUGCCUGGCACGGCUACUACUCUGUGGCCAAAGCCCUGUGUGAAGCCGGCUGCAACGUGAACAUUAAGAACCGAGAAGGAGAGACGCCCCUCCUGACAGCGUCCGCCAGGGGCUACCACGACAUCGUGGAGUGUCUGGCCGAACACGGAGGCGACCUGAAUGCCUCUGACAAGGAUGGACACAUCGCUCUUCAUCUCGCUGUGAGGCGGUGUCAGAUGGAGGUCAUCCAGACGCUGCUCAGCCAGGGAAGCUUCGUCAAUUUCCAAGACAGGCACGGCAACACCCCCCUGCACGUGGCCUGCAAGGACGGCAACGUGCCCAUUGUGGUGGCCCUCUGCGAGGCCGGCUGCGAUCCGGAUAUCUCCAACAAGUAUGGCCGCACACCCCUGCACCUGGCCGCCAACAACGGGAUUCUCGACGUGGUCCGCUACCUCUGUCUGACGGGCGCCAACGUGGAGGCGCUGACCUCGGAUGGGAAGACAGCAGAAGAUCUCGCCCGGUCGGAGCAGCACGAGCAUGUAGCAGGUCUCCUUGCAAGACUCCGAAAGGACACGCACAGAAGCCUCUUCAUCCAGCAGCUGCGGCCCACACAGAACCUGCAGCCCAGAAUCAAACUGAAGCUGUUCGGCCACUCGGGCUCGGGGAAAACCACGCUGGUGGAAUCGCUCAAGUGCGGGCUGCUCAGGAGCUUCUUCCGACGGCGCCGGCCCCGGCUCUCCUCUACCAACUCCACCAGGUUCCCGCCCUCGCCCCUGGCUUCCAAGCCAGCAGUCUCCGUGAGCAUCAACAACCUGUACCCGGGCUGCGAGAACGUGAGCGUGAGGAGCCGCAGCAUGAUGUUCGAGCCGGGCCUCACCAAGGGGAUGCUGGAGGUGUUCGUGGCCCCGUCCCACCACCCGCACUGCUCCGCCGAUGACCAGUCCACGAAGGCCAUCGACAUCCAGAACGCCUAUCUGAACGGGGUUGGCGAUUUCAGCGUGUGGGAGUUCUCUGGAAACCCUGUCUACUUCUGCUCAUAUGAUUAUUUUGCUGCAAAUGACCCCACGUCAAUCCAUGUCAUCGUUUUUAGUCUAGAAGAACCCUAUGAGAUCCAGCUGAAUCAAGUGGUUUUCUGGCUCAGUUUCCUGAAGUCUCUUGUGCCGGUUGAGGAGCCCAUAGCCUUCGGCGGCAAGCUGAAGAACCCACUCCGCGUCGUCCUGGUGGCCACGCACGCCGACAUCAUGAACGUUCCUCGUCCGGCUGGAGGCGAGUUUGGAUACGACAAAGACACGGCUUUGUUGAAAGAGAUCAGGAACAGGUUUGGGAAUGAUCUUCACAUUUCAGAUAAGCUGUUUGUUCUGGAUGCUGGGGCUUCUGGGUCGAAGGACAUGAAGGUACUUCGAAAUCACCUGCAAGAAAUACGGAGCCAGAUUGUUGCCGUCUGCCCUCCGAUGACUCACCUGUGUGAGAAAAUCAUCUCCACGCUGCCGUCCUGGAGGAAGCUCAAUGGGCCCAACCAGCUGAUGUCACUGCAGCAGUUUGUGUACGACGUGCAGGACCAGCUGAACCCGCUGGCCAGCGAGGAGGACCUCCGGGGCAUCGCCCAGCAGCUCCACAGUGCCGGCGAGAUCAACAUCAUGCAGAGUGAAACGGUCCAGGACGUGCUGCUCCUGGACCCCCGCUGGCUCUGCACCAACGUCCUGGGCAAGCUGCUCUCCGUGGAGACCCCGCGGGCCCUGCACCACUACCGCGGCCGUUACACCAUGGAGGACAUCCAGCGCCUGGUGCCCGACAGUGACGUGGAGGAGCUGCUGCAGAUCCUCGAUGCCAUGGACAUCUGUGCCCGGGACCUGA